CUUUUGACAGCUCAGUUGUCAGUCGCUGUAGAUAGGGGUGUCCACAAAAACAUGUAAAUUAUUCUAUGGAGUUAAUGGAAUAUAUCUUAUUGUAUAACAAAAAUCUCCAUAGCUAAUGAGACUUAGGAGCCCUGGAGCUCUGGGGAUUCGACUCUGGGAUCAGACAUCUCCAUGAAUGCAAUUUCAGCGUCGUGACACAAGAUGGCGCCUCAUUAGCGCAAGUGUUUUUUUUUAAAUAUGAGUGAAGAAGAACGGCUCCUCGUCACCGUGGCAACAGCUGCUUAGCGCUAACGGUAAACAACAUGGCGGCGAUGGUGUGAUGGAGAUCUGGUUUGAGCUUUUUUUCUCUACACGUGCAGUGAUUUAUCUUUGAGAUUUUGUAUUGAAGGAGGCAGGGUAAGAGGACAUAUUCGAAUAAAAUGAAUCUACCGUAGCGGAAAAGCACAGUUAAAAGAGCUAACUAGCAUGUUUGUUUAACUACAAGUGUGAGUGAAGAGCAGAGAUUGGGAAAUGGGAUCGGGGAUGGGUUCUGCUGUCUGAUUAAUAUGGAACAGAAUCAGGUGCUCACGGUGACUUCUUGGGUUGAGUUUAGGUUUUCAGGAGGAAAUAAAGGUGCAUGCUGCAGGUUUAAUUGCUGCCACGAAUCCCUGAAGUCUGAUGAGAGGAGAUAAAACGCGCGAUCUCGAAAAUGUCGGAGUGGAAACGAAUUUUCGAUCAAAACCGAGCGAUUCCUCCUCCUAACCAAACUGCCAGGCUAGCACAGGCCCAGAGCCAGGCUUUCAGACUCGUGCUCAAAAGACUGGACGGGCUUCAAUUGACCCAGGCAGAGGAUGUGAGACCAGACAGAUUCGAGCUACACGUCUCCCUGUUUGACAACAAUCUCCAUCGAUUCUUUGGAAGGACUUGGAAAAGUAAACCACACCAGGCCACUAAGCGAAAUCAGGAACAACCCAGCAAAGUGCAUUUUAAUGAGGUUGUAUACUUCCACACGCCUCUAUGUUUGGCUUCAGUGGUGGCUGUCGUGGAGCUGGUUUCCUUCUUUCCUGGGACAGACACUUCCCAGAAUGCAGUGGGACAGGGCUUUGGCAUCCUGCAGCUCUUCUCUGGACAAGCACAGGGAGAGGGCAGGUUGAGUCUGUUUCAUGGUACUCCUCGAGUGUUGCUUCAUCCAACACUGAGAAACCCAUUGCAAAUGAACACUGUGUUGUCAGCGAUAGAGGGAACUCAGCUGCUCUAUUCUCUCCAACCACACCCUUCCCUCAAUUCCAUCAUGCACCUCCUGCCACCCAAUAUCAUGGUCUCUGGCCACGAGCUCAUCCCCGGGGUCCUUCCUCCAACUGACAGCUCAGGAGACGCUCUUCAGAGACCUCGAUCGUUGCCGUCGUUCUCGUGUGUGCUGGAAAGGGUGUGUGUGUCCCUUGUUCCCUCCAUACAGGCCUUCGAGACGGACUUGCUGGAGAAGCUAAACAACGAACGCAACAACACGAGAAUGGGUGCAGCGAUGCGCUCGAUGGUGGUGCAGGAGCGAAGGCUGCACGUUGGUGUCCAUAAUGGCCUUGGCUGGGUGGAUGGACCUCAGGUGAUGGUGCUUGAGCCAAUGGCUGCCGCAAGCAGUGACCUCAAAAAGAGUUCUACUGAGAAGCAAAGCUCCGUCAUGAUGCUCCGUGGUAAAGUGGAGCUGCGAAUGAUAAAGCACCCAGCCUUCAGCCUUCUCUUCCAGCUGGAGUACGUCUUCUCCGUUCCCCUCGCUGGAGACGGAAAGAUGCCCUCGGCAGCCGUGCAGAGGGUGGUUUUUAUGCAGUGUGUGCGCUGGGGUGUCUGGAGUCCUUUCUCUGAUCCUGAAGGCCCAUAUGAAAGCGUAUGUGUUAACCUGCAGGGUGGUGCCUUACCCAACCCCUAUGGAGUUCUGGUUUACACAGCACACACACAGCAGGCGGAUACAGAAAAAAGUGUUAUCAAAUUCAAGUUUACAAACAACACUGAAAGCGCCACGUCCGCUGCGACGUCAAAAUCGGUCUCCCAGGAAAAGCUUCAUUCUAAGAAGUGGAACAUGACAUCCCAAGAUGAAAGCAGGCUUGGACUUGAAGCUUCGCCGCCGCACGCCGCAUGUGGUCCCGCACUCACGCUCUCUCAGCUGGCUGUGGAUUCGCACUACCCGACUCAGAACCGCACGGCAGGGUCGCCAUGGCAACAGCAGCUUCCCGCUCCGCUUGCUCUCUCCCCGUUGGCGCCGGCCCACCAGCUGUCACACGUCGUAAAUCCUGCUGUAGGCAUAGCACACCUAGAAGUCAGUGCGAUGGAGAGAGAGAGAAUGAGGGAUGCCCCAGAGGAAGAGUGUGAUCUGCAUGAACUGACCUUCACCCCUGUUCAUGCUCCAGUCAUUACACUAGGAACACACACAACCAGCUCUAGCAGGACGAGUUCUCGAGGAUUCCUCGCUCAUCUCUUCUCCUCCCGCUUCCCUGAAAUCCGUGACGACCUCAACCAAGUGGCUGAGCUUCUCGACCCUGAUGAGCCUGUGAACUUUGACCCCCACAGAGAAGAAGCAGAUCAACUGCAAGUCAACACACUCGUGCUUCAGUUUUUGGCUUAUUCCAGGGUCCAUCAGGCGGGUGUGAAUGCAGAAUGGCCUAGCAUGAUACAUUUCACCUUUCAGCUGUACCGCUUUCCGCCGGUCACCACACAGCGCCUCAAGCUUUUGGCAUCUGAGGCCGAUUCAAGACCCAAUUACCCCUGCAUUCUAUUUGUAACUAACAGGGACGGCAGCGUCGGACCGGGGCAGCCUGGGCUGCAGUUGCAGUACCGUGUCGAUCCUGCGUUCCUUAAACCUGGCGAGCGCGUAUGGUUUUUCCGCUACCUGGCACUCCAUACUCUGCACAUCGACGUGUGGGACAGUGACUCUCUACUGCUCAUCGGCUCAGCAGCAGUUCAGCUGAAGCAUCUGUUGCGUCAGGGUCGAGCUGCUGUGCAGGUGAUUCAUGAGCUGGAGGUCAUCAGCACUGAGUACCUGCAGGAUGCCAGUCUGGGAAGAGAGCAUGCAGGUGGACAGAGGGCCAUGUCUGCCAUGAGCGUCUACACCAUUGUCAAAGGCAGGCUGCAUAUCCGACUCGGCAAUGUCGGUGGCGUGGUGCAGAAAACCCCGAACUCAUCUGUUCUUCUCCCUCCGUCUCGCUCUCAUGUCAUUCAGCCCAGCCAGACUCCCACUGGCUUUCAAGGAGGCAGUCUGUCCUCGAACACCAUCCUCCACCUCAACGCACGGAAUGCGAGGCGGGCCCAGCGUUUGCCAGAUAUUGAUGGCGAGUUGGCAAGUCUCCUACAGAGUCGGCUCAGAGAAGUGGAUGGUGGCCGGCUACAGUGUGGAGGUGAGACAGAGGAAGUGCGACAAAGAAAGAUUGACAGGAUGGCAGCUGUUCGUCAGCACGAAGAAAACACCACAUCCAACACACACCAGAAAGCCAGCUAUAUGAGGAGAAAAGAGGAUCGGACUCAGCACUCUCAAGACCUGCGUUUGAUAGAGGCGUAUCGUGAGCGCUGCAAAGUGGAUGGUAUCAUUAACAUGCUGAGCCAAGCCAUCAUCACCACGCACACAAUCUACGCGAUGCUCGGCACCGCUGAAUUCUUCGAAUUUGUGCUUAAGAACCCUUUCAACAUUCCCCAGACGGUCACCAUUGAGUGCGAAGACACCGAGCUUAGUGUUAUAGUGAAUGCUGAGGAAUGGCGAUAUUUUAAAGACUUGACGAAGACGUACACUCCGUUGGAGGUGGAGAUGUUUCACAUGAAGGAGGACAGCUCGACACCUCAGGUGUACUUGCGGCCUAAAGAGAGUGUCCACAUCCCUCUGAAGUACCAAAGCUUUGUCUCUGGGCAUGCCCUGCUUUCUCAGGACUCAAAGACUUCUAACAGCCUGUAUUAUGCUCAUCAUCAGCAGUCGAACACAGUGAUGGCUAAAUCUAUCAAGGUGUUUUUCCGGGCAGCGGACAGUCAGCCGCUGGCCAUCUGCCAAGUGAGAGUGGAGCCGACUCCCCACAUAGUCGACCAGACCUUUCGCUUCUAUCAGCCUGAGCUCACCUUUUUUAAAAAAGCCAUCCGGCUGCCUCCUGCUGAACCCAACACACCAGAUACUUGUUCCAGGCUCCAGGUGCGUUGCAGCGACCCCAAUGUAAUCUGCAACAUCAUCGCCACGGAUCCAGGAGAACCUCAGGACAUUUAUCUGAAAGUGCCUGGGGCUCCCAGUCCACAGAUUAAGACAUUCGUCAUCACCGUGUUCAAUGAUCCCUGGUUGGCCUCUCCUGUUCAAACAUGGCAGGUGUACAUGCAUUACCUGCAGAAAAUGGACAUUAGCUGUGUGUGUGGUACACUCAGCUGGAACUCCCUUGUACUACGUGGCACACAGAGUAUCCGCAAAGUCAAGUGCUACACUUCCCACCCUCUGGAGCUACAGGUGGACCCAGACGAAGUGUUCGCCCUCCCUGCUCUGGGUGUGCAGGACAUUAGGCUUGGAGUGAAAGCUCUGCAUUCCGGGAGCUGCUUUCGGUACCUUAACGUAGUGGAUGUGGACACAAAGCAGCUGGUGGCAUCCUGGCUCCUGUGCCUCACUUGCAGGCAGCCUGUUAUAUCACGGGCCUUUGAGAUCCAAGUGCCUGUAGGGGGUGGACGAGGCAGCAAUAAGAAGAUUGGCUUUACCAAUCCAUAUCUUUCCAACAGAGGAUUCAGGCUGAGCUCGGACCAUCCAGACCUACUGCAGUUCAAAGAGGAAACGUUUCAGAUUGAGGGAGGUGCAAUCUACAACAUCGGGCUGCGUUUUGCUCCCAGUCAGAGCGCUGGUACAGAGGAGAUCCUCGUCUUCAUUAACGACCUGGAGGAUAAGAACGAGGAGACGUACUGCAUCAAAGUUGUCUACAGAUAAACCGGACAACCCAAAGCUGUGCUGCAUCCAACUCAUCAUCAACAUAACCUUCAUGAACUGAUUAUCUAUUUUGUAAUGAAAAUGCAGUUUUGAUACAAUUAUCAAACACCAUGUGUCUGAAUCAGUAUUCAACACAGGAUUUGUUUGUUUUUUUCUUACACAAAUUCAUGAGGGUCUUGGAUUGUAUCCUCAUUUUAUUUUAGCCUUAAUAAACAGUGAAAGCUGAAGCUAAAA
Molecule: messenger RNA, 5140 nt
Organism: Silurus meridionalis
Lineage: Eukaryota; Metazoa; Chordata; Actinopteri; Siluriformes; Siluridae
Gene: nphp4
Product: nephronophthisis 4
Exons: 29
Coding region: 689-4906 (1405 amino acids)
Biological process (GO): negative regulation of canonical Wnt signaling pathway; protein localization to ciliary transition zone
Cellular component (GO): non-motile cilium; ciliary base; ciliary transition zone
Source: RefSeq, a predicted model, not a curated record